Molecule: messenger RNA, 363 nt
Organism: Colletotrichum paranaense
Lineage: Eukaryota; Fungi; Ascomycota; Sordariomycetes; Glomerellales; Glomerellaceae
Exons: 3
Coding region: 1-363 (120 amino acids)
Source: RefSeq, a predicted model, not a curated record
AUGAAUCAGCUGCUUCUGGAUCUGGGCGAGGAGCCGGCCGGGUUCCGCACCAUCAGUUGUUUCCCUCCGAUGCAAUUCGGCACAGCCUGCCCAGUUGCCUGCAGAAGAAGGCCAAGGCAGAAGGCGUCCGGGUUCACUGCUAGGCUUGCCGGGCCUGUCAUUCAUACUCCUUGCCGGCUAACUGACGACGUCCUUGUUUCGAUAUUCGUCUGGCUCCUCCGGGACAGCAUUGUCAUUACCAACGCCGUUGGUGCAGCUAAUGAUCGGGCCAUCAGUGGACUGGUCGACCAGACAAGCGAAUCGAGAGAAAAGGCUGGUCGUUCUAAGCCGGUUGCACGGGGACACCGGCACUGGUUGCGAUAG